Messenger RNA from Fonsecaea multimorphosa CBS 102226, 705 nucleotides. RefSeq lists its product as uncharacterized. Gene Ontology annotation, cellular component: core mediator complex; mediator complex. Bases 1 to 705 code for a protein of 234 amino acids. The transcript has a single exon. Gene Ontology annotation, biological process: regulation of transcription by RNA polymerase II. Gene Ontology annotation, molecular function: transcription coregulator activity. The record is from RefSeq and is a predicted model, not a curated record. NCBI's taxonomy places the organism in Eukaryota, Fungi, Ascomycota, Eurotiomycetes, Chaetothyriales, Herpotrichiellaceae.
AUGGCAGAACAAGAACAACCUCAACCACUGCCCGAGGCGCCUUUCCCCGCUCCUCCGCCUUUCUGGAGGUAUUUCACAGUCGCCAACGAGGAGGAAUUGAGAAAGAUCGAAUCGUCUGCCUCCGACGACCAACCGAAGCCAAAGCUUCCCCUUCACCUGGCGUACCUGCGACCUCCACCUCCACCCCCGGCCUCAGCAGAGUACUACACGACUUUUGGCCAAAAGCAGGUCACUGAUCCAACCAAACCCUCGUCCUUGCCUACAGAGCAACUUCUCUUCAAUCCAGAUGAUCCAAAUCUCAACCAUGCUGUCCUUCUCAGCCGCCUCACGAAAUCCCUGCUGCUGAACUUCCUCGAACUCACGAGUGUCCUGUCCCUUGACCCGACCAAGCACGAGGAAAAGAUGGAAGACAUACGGCAGCUGCUGUUGAACAUCCACGUGGUAAUUAACAUUUACCGACCCCAUCAAGCAAGAGAGAGCGUCAAGGAAAUGCUGCAAGGGAUACUGGAAGACGGACAAAGAGAGAUUGACGAGUGCGACAAGCUGAAGCAGAGAAUUGACGACUUCCUGGCGGAUGUGGGCAAUAUGGGAAUAUCAGAUGUUCCGGGCGCAGCUGAAAAGGACCAUGUCACGACCGAAGCCUCUCGCGACCAGCUCAUGGAAAAGCAGCGGAGGCUAUGGAAAAUGAUACAAGAAAUGACUUGA